AACCGGAAACGGCGUGCGAGUGUGUUACUUGGCCCCGAGCGAGAGGGCAGGGGGAGCAGUGGACGAUACAGUGGUGAUACUGUAAAACAUUACAGGCCCCAGCUUGCCGCCGCAGAGCAGACAUGGCCCCACGCUAACCGUGCACCGCCGGCUGCGGGAAGCCUUCGACAGAGCCGUGUGCCUCUGUGCGUCCUGACCGGGCCGAGACAGAGACCGAGACCGAGACCGAGACCCACCGCCAGCGCCAUGUCCUCAGCGGUGCCGCGCUGCACAUCUGUCGGACGACCCUCCGCUGUGGCCGCCGUCGUCCUGCUCCUGGUGUCGGUGACCAGUGUCCGGUCCUCUCAAGGCGACAAGGAGCCGGUUUACCGAGACUGCGUGAAGCAGUGUGUCCGGACCAACUGCACCGGAGCUCGGCUGCGGGGCUUCGAGUCUGCCCAGCCGCAGUACAUGGCGCUCACAGGUUGGACAUGCCGUGACGACUGUCGCUACCAGUGCAUGUGGACCACGGUGGGCCUUUACCAGGCCGAGGGCUACAGGGUCCCGCAGUUCCAUGGCAAGUGGCCAUUCACACGCUUCCUGUGUUUCGAGGAGCCGGCGUCGGCGCUGGCCUCUCUGCUCAAUGGCCUGGCCUGCCUUCUCAUGCUGCUGCGCUAUAGGAGCACGGUGCCACGCCAGAGCCCCAUGUACCACACUACCAACGCCUUCUCUCUGGUAUCUCUGAACGCCUGGUUCUGGUCCACAGUUUUUCACACCCGAGACACCUAUCUCACCGAGAAAAUGGACUAUUUCUGUGCAACGGCAGUCAUUCUUUACUCAAUCUACCUAUGCUGUGUGAGAACACUGGGCCUGAGGCGACCUGGGGUGUCCAGUAUGGUGGGGGUCCUGCUCAUCUUGGUUUUCACGUCGCAUGUGUCGUACUUGACCUUCGUCAGCUUUGACUACGGCUACAACAUGGCGGCCAAUGCCACCAUCGGUAUGGUGAACCUCCUGUGGUGGCUGUGCUGGUGCUGGCAGAACCGGCGGACGCUCCCGUACUGGUGGAAGUGCGGCCUGGUGGUGAUGCUGCUUCACGGCCUGGCCCUCCUGGAGCUGCUGGACUUCCCCCCGAUGCUCUGGAUCUUGGAUGCUCACGCCGUGUGGCACCUCAGCACCAUCCCGGUGCACUUCCUUUUCUACAGUUUCCUGAUCGACGACAGCCUCUACUUACUAAACACAGAGAAGAUGGGCGUGAAAGUCGAGUAGGAGGAGCUUGUCGCCUCUUCACCUCAACCGCACCCUCGCACCCCUUCGAUCAGGGCAGCUGGAAAUCCAAACACGGAAGUAGCUCAGCCUCCCAGAUGACAUGCAUGACACCGAAAUGACUUCCAUCGGAGCAGCCUUUGUUUACAUAUUACUGUUUUAAAUUUCUUGUAUUUAUUUUUAGUUUAUUUUUUUUAAUGACAAUCCUCACCAUUGAUGCGUGUUCUACUUAACUUUGCCAUGUUUGCUAAGAUUUCUUUUGCCAUCGUUUGAAACUGCAAAACAGGAUGAAGGAAAAAAAAAAUAACGUUUUGUAUUUUUUGCCACAACCAGUUUUUGACGUGUCUUAUGCUUCAUCCUCUUUAUUUGACUCUUCGUUACUUCUGUAAAAUUGAUUCCCUGAAACCAUAUUUUAACUUCGAGCUCACUCUCACCAACCUCUUGUGGAAGUCCCAACACGCUUAGCUCUGCACCGAUGUCAGUUUGCCAUGGCUGACAAUAGAUGGCACCAAAUCACUUGCCAGGCCGUCGUUAACCUGUUUCAUGCCAUGAGGCAGGGUCCGUCUGUGCCAAAUGUGGACUGGCAGACACAUAGAUGGGGCAGUGGAGGCUGCGGAUGGCUGGCUGCCAGCAGAUUGAUCUAGAGAGAGUGAGAAGGGGGUUUAUGUUUGGAGGCCAUUCUAGCUGACUGUGGGUUUUUUUUCUCUUUUCUCACCAUCACACCUUUUAUUCUUGUGCCUCUGUUGUUUCCAUCGCUGCUUUUAUAUUCCUCAUUGUUCAUUUAGGAUUUCCUCCAGCCCCAUUAGUCGUUUUAAUUCCCAUUGUUGCUGACCAGUUUGUGCUUUAUUCUGUUGACACUUUAACUUUGAUUACUUGAUUUUUAAUUUGGGUGGGGGUGUUUCUGAUCAAGAUAUUGAUUUUCUGAUCAAAUUUUUAUUCACCUGGAUUGCCUUUUUACUGUGAGGUAGGGAAUCAUAAGCAAUGCAAAAGGAAGUGUUUUUCUUUUUUUUAAUAAAUCCUGGAGUUAGGAGGUGAGUGUGUGUGUGUAUGUGUGAGAGAGAGAGAAUCUGUGUUUUUGUUUGACACCCUAUUUUCUUUUGCUUGCAUUUCUUGCUGCAGUAUAUCCCUAGAAUGACACACACAACCAGCUGCUUUACAGGAAACUGCCCCAUCAUGUAAAACACUGUACGUCUGCCUUACGUACUGUCUGCCUUACAUCGAAACCUUCUUGUCAAUCAGCACGUUUCUACUUUUUAGUAUGAAAUCCUUUUUUUCUUCUUCACAACAAAACUCAUUUACUCCAUGUUCGUCUUUACCCCUCAGAGUUUCCCCUCCAUACGUGCACUUUAUGGGUGUGUGUAUGUGCGUGUACAUUUACAUGCGUUUCACUUGGAAAUGCUGCCUAUGCCUUUGUAUUCUUGUGUGAGAAUGCGAACAAUGACCACUAUGUGUGUACACGUUGCCUUGACUCGACAUUGUGUUGUUUUCCUCAUCACAAACUGUGUGCGUGUGUGCGUGUGCGCGCGCGUGAGAGAGAGAGCAAGAGAGAACUAGAUUGUGCUCGACCCUUUUAUAAUAGUACUGAUGUGUGAGCUUGUGUGUGUGUGUGUGUUGGAGGUUUGCCGCGUGAAUGUGUGUGAGACGAUUGGGUAAAUUUAGCUUUGCUGACAGCCUGUGAUGGGGGUGGGGGAAGACAGAGGAUGAAAGACAUGGAGAGGUUGAUAUUGGUCUGAGUGGCAAAAAGAUUCCUGGAAUCAUGGAAGAGAUAUUUGGUCUUACUAGAUAGAAAAAAACUACAACAACAAAUCGAUCAAAUUGGCAAAUGUGCAUAUAUUGGAUAAAGGUUUUUGGACAUUCAUCUGAGACCCAGUUAUGACAAUAAACAUCUAAAAAGCAAAAACAAGAAAUGCCCAUUUGAUCAAAAUAUAAUUUCAAUUUAUAACAAAUCAUAUUCUAUUACAAAUACUUUGUCUACUGUUGAGGAAAUAACUUCAACAAUAUAUGAAGCCAUUGGCAUCUGUUCCCUGAGGAAUUAUCACGAAUAGAACUCCACUCUUUGCUCUGUGUCCACGCCAUUGUUCAUUUCCUUCUUCCUGCCACGGGCCUUCUCUUCCCACACUCAUCUGCUGCCCCCUGCCUGCUGCCCUGUGCCCCAUCGACUCUCCUACUGAGUGCACUCUCCUCCACCUCACAUUGAUUAUUUGACACCAACAACAAAAAAAAGACAAUCUUACAGAAAUGGGACAAAUAAACGUGUUAUUUGUUGUUAUGGAA
Molecule: messenger RNA, 3516 nt
Organism: Scophthalmus maximus (turbot)
Lineage: Eukaryota; Metazoa; Chordata; Actinopteri; Pleuronectiformes; Scophthalmidae
Gene: pgap3
Product: post-GPI attachment to proteins phospholipase 3
Exons: 8
Coding region: 247-1245 (332 amino acids)
Biological process (GO): GPI anchor biosynthetic process
Cellular component (GO): endoplasmic reticulum membrane
Molecular function (GO): hydrolase activity, acting on ester bonds
Source: RefSeq, a predicted model, not a curated record